Molecule: messenger RNA, 1227 nt
Organism: Anolis sagrei ordinatus
Lineage: Eukaryota; Metazoa; Chordata; Lepidosauria; Squamata; Anolidae
Gene: GCG
Product: glucagon
Biological process (GO): negative regulation of apoptotic process; adenylate cyclase-modulating G protein-coupled receptor signaling pathway; positive regulation of insulin secretion involved in cellular response to glucose stimulus
Cellular component (GO): extracellular region
Molecular function (GO): hormone activity; glucagon receptor binding
Source: RefSeq, a predicted model, not a curated record
UAUGCGAGACAACUAGGCAGUCACUCGAAGAUUCUCAAGACUUCCAGAGGUCCUACAGAAUUAGGAAGACCUCCUAUCCCUGCUUCUCCACAUCCUCUCCAAGUGUCCAAAGGUGACAAACAUGAAAAGCAUGUACUUUGUGGCUGGGUUGGUUUUGAUGAUUGUUCAAAGCAGCUGGCAAAGCCCCCUUCAAGAAACAGAAGAGAAAUCCAGAUCAUUCAAAGUUUCCCAGGCUGAACCAUUAGAGGACUCUAGACAGCUGAACGAAGUGAAACGGCACUCACAAGGUACAUUCACCAGCGAUUACAGCAAGUACUUGGACACAAGACGAGCUCAAGAUUUUGUACAGUGGUUAAUGAACACUAAAAGGAGCGGACAACAAGGAUUUGAAGAAAAAGAGAAAGAAAACCUACUGGACCAACUCUCAAGCAACGGACUUGCCAGGCGUCAUGCCGAGUACGAGAGACAUGCUGAUGGCACCUAUACCAGUGAUAUCAGCUCUUACUUGGAAGGUCAAGCUGCCAAGGAGUUCAUUGCUUGGCUUGUGAAUGGACGAGGGAGAAGAGAUUUUGCGGAAGGAGCUGGUGCAGCUGAAGACGUUGGCAGAAGACAUGCAGAUGGCACAUUCACCAGUGAUUACAACAAGCUCCUGGAUGAUAUGGCUACUCAAGAGUUCUUGAAGUGGCUGAUUAGCCAAAAAGUGACCCAGAGGGAUCUGGUGGGAGAGUACCAAUAAAUUCCAGAAGAAAUAUUACCUAUCAGUCCAGGUCUUCAGUACAUCUGCUACCAGCCACCAGAGAUUUUUUUUCAGGCUUACACAUUCUGUACCCUAAAGCCACACAGCUUGGCAUGCCAGGAAAUGAGUUGCACCAUUUUAACCUGCUACAAAAUGAUUGUAUAGUGAAUAUACUUUCAUCAGCUGGACACAGCUAAAGAGUUUGUUGGUGUAAAGACUGUAGGUUUUCAGAUUUUUCUGUUUAUUUAAGGAAGAUCUCAACAAAUGCCCUAAACCACUGUGUUUACAUUUAGCAAUGCCAUUCUUUUUUUUUUCUAUGAAGGGAAAGUGUGCAUAGAAAGGAUGCAACAAUCAAACACAAAAACAAGAGCAACCGCAAUGCUGGCAAGUCAAAAUUGUGUGGAAAUGUCCCUCUUGAAACCUUUGUUAUAAAAAGGAUCCACUUUCCAGACACCAGUUGAUAGUCUUAAAUAAAAUAUGUAUAUAUUCAA